Daphnia pulex (common water flea) is the source of this 786-nucleotide messenger RNA. RefSeq names its product protein YAE1-like. The coding region runs from base 62 to 352 and encodes 96 amino acids. The transcript has 2 exons. The record is from RefSeq and is a predicted model, not a curated record. NCBI's taxonomy places the organism in Eukaryota, Metazoa, Arthropoda, Branchiopoda, Diplostraca, Daphniidae.
CUUGACAGAAAAAAAUGUUUAGAAAAUCAAACUAAAAACUUCAUUAUUAUACAUUACUACAAUGGAAAGUGCUGAUUCCGAUUCCGAUGAUGGAAACGUUUCAAAACUAACCUGGAAUAAGCUGCAAAAUGCAUGCCAUUCGCAAGGUUAUCUCGAAGGUCUUACUGAGGGAAAAGAGCGAAAAUUACAAGAGGGUUUCGACCAAGGCUAUUUAGCUGGAUUUCAACAAAGUCAGCGUUUGGCAGAAAUUAAAGGAUUUUUGAGUGCCAUCAUGCUCAAGAACAGCAGUGAUGUACAGCUGAGUGAAAAAUUUAAAACAGCUAUCACAGAAAUCAACCAUAACAGCAACUAGGAUGGUUUGAACACGAACAUGAUUUCAAGUGGAUUUUUCAUAAAUAAAGUAUCAUCGUGUGAUGCAGUUUUAAGUUCUUACCAAUAUUUGGUUGCUGGUCUGAUAUUCUGUUGAAAAUGGAUCAAUAUAUGAAUUAAAUUGUCCUUACCCCUUUUAGUUUCCAUCAAGAUUCAACAGCUUCACGUGCAGACCACUGCAAUUUUCGCGACUUCCAUAUUAAACAUGCCUACAAUUUUAACCUUUUUUUUUAUGAAGCUGGCAAUUUAUUUUGUUCAAUUAAGAAGGGGAGGGAAAGAUUAAUUGGACAGAACACCUUUUCGUAUUGGAAAACAUUUACCCUAUUAGUUGGCAAUCAUAGGGCCCAUAUCGCUUGUUUGUUCACAAAAAAUUAAUCACUGAGCGAGGCAGACAAUAAAAAAAAAAAAAAAAAAAAA